Molecule: messenger RNA, 1533 nt
Organism: Lachancea fermentati
Lineage: Eukaryota; Fungi; Ascomycota; Saccharomycetes; Saccharomycetales; Saccharomycetaceae
Source: the annotation of a GenBank genome assembly
AUGCCUAGUCUAACAUUCAGUCAGGAAUCCUUCGAUGAGAAGCUACCAUCUUCGUUGAGCAAAAGAGUUUCAAGACCCGAUUUGAAAACCACUAAACUCAAACAUCUUUCAAUAGAGAGCUCAGAAGAGCAGGAUACAAAAUUACUUGAUUUAAUCAACAAGCAAAUAAGCAGAUCAAGAAAGAUUUUAGUGCUAACAGGGGCAGGAAUUUCGUGCAAUGCAGGCAUUCCGGAUUUUAGGUCUUCAAACGGUCUGUACGACCUCGUAAAGCAAGAGUAUCCAGAUGUCUCCAUCAGAUCAGGACAAGAAAUGUUCGAUAUCUCGCUUUUCAGAGAAGAAGAGAAGAUCUCUGUAUUUGCUACAUUUAUGGAGAAACUUUACAGCAGUACGAGACUCGCACAGCCUACCAGAACACAUCGCUUUAUUGCGCACUUGAAGAAUAGGGGCAAACUGCUUCGCUGUUACACACAAAAUAUUGAUGGAUUAGAAGAACACUUGGGGCUUGAAAUAUCGUCUUGUAGGAAAGAAGAAUCCACAGUUUACAAUCAAUGGAAAUCACUUGAUGUUGUACAGUUGCACGGAGAUCUCAAUAAACUGAGUUGCACACAAUGUUUCGAAGUAUAUCCUUGGAGCAGACUAUUAUCUAGAUACCUUCGAAAUGGGGAGCUCCCUUCAUGCCCCCGCUGUCAUCAGACCAAUAUACAGCGGAGUAUGCUGGGAAAAAGAAAUUCGGGAAGUAUUGGUUUACUAAGACCAAAUAUUGUACUUUAUGGAGAGAACCAUCCAAGCUGUGAGUUUAUUGCACAAGGAUUAAAUAUAGAUAUUGGUCGUGGUAAGCCCGAUUUAUUUUUCAUCAUGGGUACCAGCCUAAAAGUUGACGGGGUGAAGAAACUAGUAAGAAACAUAAGCAAGCAAGUUCACGAACGAGGAGGAUUAGUAAUUUUAAUCAACAAGACGAAAAUCGGAGACUGUAAUUGGCAUGGAAUAAUAGACUACCAAAUGGCUUGUGAUUGUGAUGAUUGGGUGGAAUAUCUAAAACAACAACUACCAGAUUUCUUUAAGACACAACAGGAGAUAGAUAAAAUUCGACAAUUAAAAAGACAAAAUAGCGAGUUGCGUAAAAGACAGAAAGAGGAAAGGAAGUUGACGCCUCCAAGUACACCACGAAAGGCCAACAUGGACAACACUCUAAAACAUUCACAGAAGAGGUUCAAAAAAGACGAGAGCAUACCCGGCAUUUCAACUGUAAAGCUUUCUCCCGACAGCUGCGAUUAUAUUGAGAGUUCAAGUUUGUUGGCAAAAUUGAAUAAAGAUGAAGAAGCAACAAUCAUAGUCCAGAAGCGUAUUCCCUUCGAGACAGUUGGCAGAACUCCUUUGCAAACGCCUCCUUUCCUUGCUCGUGAGAGGGAAAUUAGCUCAGGUAGUUUCACAGACAUAACAGAAGACGAAGUACCGACAGACAUUGAUGAAGAUGUUCCAUUGUCGUUCUAUCGUCCUUGUCAUAACACACGCAUAUCCACUAAAGUAAUUUGA